AUGCUCUUUUUUAAAUUUUUUUAUAUUUUUUUCAGAACAAAAGAGAAAAUUAUUUAUUCUAUUAAAACGCCUAUAUUAUUUACUACUUUAAAUUUGACUUUAACAACAAAAAUUAUAAAAAUCAAUUAUUAUAAAAAUCAAUUAUUUUAAUAUAAAAUUAUAAAAAUCAAUUAUUUUAAUCAAUUAUUUUAGUUUAAUUUUCAACUUGACUUAAUUUAUUUUUUCAAUCCAUAUAUGUAUUUUCAAAUUUGUAAUGUCGCCCAAGAGGCAAAUAAAUAAAUAAAUAAAUAAAUAAAAGUUUGGUAUUUAUUUUUUUCUUCUGGAAGGUUGCUGA
Messenger RNA from Meloidogyne enterolobii, 334 nucleotides. NCBI's taxonomy places the organism in Eukaryota, Metazoa, Nematoda, Chromadorea, Rhabditida, Meloidogynidae. The record is from the annotation of a GenBank genome assembly.